GGGGGAGGAACGGUUGGAGUCGUGAGUCUGUGAGGAGUUGGAGCGUUCGUCCGUCCGUCCGUCUGCGUGGGGUUUGUGUGUGUGUGUGGGGGGACUGCAGCUGCAUCCUAAACAGCAUCCCAAAAUGGCGACUGUUUCAGAGUUGGAAGAGGUGAUCCAGCAGCUUCGGCAGCAGCUCCAGGAGUCAGAAAGUGAGAGGAUGAAGGCAGCUCAGUAUGGGCUAGAGCUGCUGAAAAAUGAGGCUGAGCUGGACAGCAAAUUGACAGAAACGACAAAUGAAUUUGCUACUGUCAGAGAGCGCUUGGAGCAGGAAAAAUAUUCAUUGCAACGAGAGGUGGAACUCAAGACCCGUUUGAUGGACAGUAUGAAUUCGGAUAUUGAGAGCAUCAAACAGCAACAAAAAACCCAGCUGAGUCAACAACUGGAACAACUAGAAAGAGUUCAUGGUCGUGAAAUCAAUGAACUGAAGAGCAAGUUGGAUAAACAGAAGUCUGAGCUGGAUGAAACACAGCUUUGUGAGAAGCAGCUGAGACACAAACUGGAUCGCCAGAGCGAAUUACUUCAUGCUAAGACUGAAGAAUUGAGGAACUUAUCUGAGCGUGCUCAGGAAACAAUGUCAUCUGAAGUGAUGAGCCUUCAAGUGGAGAACAUGGAACUUGAAGCUGCCAAGGGGAAACUGCAGGAAGAUCUUAAUGAAAUGAUGUACCAUCAGGAACAGUUGGAACUAGCUAAUAAUAAUCUUCAGCGCCAGGCUGAGCGACUACAAGAGGAGAACGAGGAACAAGAGAGAGAGACUGUUUCAUACUGCAAUGCAUUGGAGAAAGCAAGAGUGGCUAACCAGGAUCUCCAAAUCCAGUUGGAUCAGGCACUACAAGAGGCUCGUGACCCCAACAGUAAAGGGAACUCGCUGUUUUCUGAGGUGGAAGAUCGUAGAGCAAUGAUGGAACGACAGCUUAUCGGUUUAAGAAUCCAGUACCAGUCUCUGCAGAAACAGCAUGCAUUCUCCCGUCAACAGCUUCACCGAAUGAAGGUGCAGAUAGCCACGAUGUUACAAAUAAAGGGCUUGCAGUCAGAUCCUGGACAACUGGAGCGCUUGCAAUCGAUGCUUGCACAGAAGAACAAUGAGAUUCAAGCACUGGUGGUAAAACUGCGACGCCUAGAGAAAAUGGAGAUGAAUUAUGAUGCUGGGGAUAAUCAUAAUGGAGUUGAUGUUUCAGAUUUUGGUGAUGGACAAUACUACGUUGAAUUGCUUAAACUGCAAAUAGACAAUGCCAAGAAAGAAAAUAAGACCGUGAAUGAUGAGCUCUCUUUGCAACGCAUGAAGGCUCUUGCAGAGAGUCAGCGUGUCUUAGAAGUCGAACGUAAAUUUUAUGCCAAUGAGAGACAGCUGAAACAAUAUCAGAGUGAAAACAUGAAACUUCGAAUCAAACUGGAUGAGUUGAGGCUUAAAUAUGAACCUGAAGAAGUUAAGAGUCGGCCACAGAACCGCAGGAAAGAGAAAAUUCCAUUUGAAGUACUCGAAGAAGCUCAGCUGGCAUCCAGCAAGACUCCUGUUGUUGAAGCUACUCUCUCAUCUGAUAAAACAGCUGACACCACAAGUGGACAGACUGAUGUGCUAUGUAAUGAGAUUUUGGCUCCAAGCUCUGAACCAGUCAUUCAAACAGUGCCAGCCUCUGCCAUUGACAAACAAAUUACAGAACUGGAACCUGCCUGUAAACAGCUACCUUCUAAAGAAGGCAAGCGGGUGCGGAUGUUGCAAGAAGCAAAUGAUGUACAAGUUCUGUCUGAACGGAGCAACAAUGAAGUCCCUAGGCCAUCGCCCUCCCCAAGAUCGGUGCUGUCUCCAACGGGCUAAACUGGCACUUCAAAUAUAGGUCAUCUGAUAAGAGACUGCUUCCACAAUAACAUUUUUGCUCAGUCACUAAAAUACUAUGUGUGAACUGCUAGAAUUUCUGUAUGUAACCUGUUUCUGGUCUGUACUAGGACUGCAAUUCUCAAGAGUUCUGAAGGGUCUCGUUGUCCCCUGCACCCCCUUUUUUUUCUGAUCCUCUCGGCCUGCUCCCUACCUCUUCCCCUUGCUCCUGCCCCCACUCUCUUUUUUUCCCCCUCAUCCUCUCAACUUUUCCCAGAGAUCUAAAUUCUUUGUCUUUUAUUAUCUUAUCUUCUACUGUGCUAAGAAGUUGCAUGCAACUAGGAAUGGACAAUAAAUGCAACAUUGCCAACUUCCUGAGAACAGUACUGAUUCUCUUCCGUUUGAAUAUCCGUUUGAAUAUUUUGUAGCAUUUUCAUGCUGCAGAGUGCAUAAAACUGCACUGGAAAAAUUCUUCCCGUAAACUAGCAAUACUCUUCUUCCACUGCCUUGCUGCUGUGAGCAGCUUCUUAGCAGAAACAGUCCCAAAUGGGUUAUGUUAUCCAGAAUUGAGUUGCAAAGAUAUGGUCUCUGAAAUUAUUCAGCGUACUUGAUCUGUUUUUGUCAUAUUUCCAUUGAAGCGGUCAAUAUUUUAUACCCUAAUACUCUGGAAUAUAUGCAUUUUAUAACUUCAUCCCUUCCCUGAGAAAAGGGGGGGGUGGGAGUGCGGUAUUGCUUCCACUUAUGUAUUUUAAGUUUGUAAAGCAUUACGCAGAUUGAAGAUCUCCAAAAGAAGCAAGUAACAAUGUUUCCUUUUUUAUAUCAUGAACACAAAUUUACAACCACAAAUUCCAGUAUUUCCAAGGUACCUAUUCCCUCAGUCUUUUGCUUUCAUGAAAAAAAUUGACCAUUCAACAGCUCCACACCUCCAGAAAAUUUAGAUUUUGUUUUUGCCAAUAUAACUUUAAAUGCUGGGUCAGCACUCAGUGCUGAAUAUAAAUACUGAGUUAUGUAUUUCAAAGGAAAAUUGUCUGUGCAGUAGCACCACUUCUUGGACAAAGAAUGCAUUUCUACUGGUUAAGUAGGGUUAAGCAGAUUUUCUCUCCAGAAAAAUUUGAGAUGCAUUUUAACAUUUAAAGACAUAUUUAUUGCAAUUUAUUUGGGUGGACUGAGGUGUUUGAGUCUGAUGGUCAUAAUGGGAAUCAGUUGGGAUUUAGUCUUUUAGUGACCCUUCGGAAUAAGCUGCGAUAUCAUAAAGGAAUGUAAAAUGUUUUGCAUGGCAUGCUUAAAUAUUAAGUAAGUGUCCCAUAAAGGAUAUGGUCAAUCUUGGCAACAGUGCGUUGGAACCAAUCGCUAGAAGCCACCUGAUUGUCUUUCUAAUUCUGAGAGUGAAUCAUUCCUAUUAGACUUGAACAAAGUUAUGGAAGCACUGACUUUUCUAACUAAAUUACAAAUAUUGUAUAUACCUCUUGUAAUUGGCCAGAUAUAAAAUACUUACCUUUCCCAUUCCUAUUGUGAUCUUGAUUCACUGUUGUGGUAUCCUAUAGUUUAUGCUAUAACAUUUAGUUUUUUCUUUGUAUGAUGGGCAACUAUAUUAAAAUAACUGCAUAAGAAACCUUCACUGCCCUGUAUUAGGCAUGUAGUCUAAUGAAUUUGACGAUACAAAUAUUUCAGCUGUUUUUUUCCCCUCUUCUCUGCUGGAUUCGAGUUGAAGGUCCAAUUUUAACACUGAUUUGGAAAGAGAUUUCUCACAGCUCCCAACCUUGUGUUAGCCCUCCAGGGACAUGGGCAUGAUCUGCAUAGUGGGUGAAGCAACUUUUGCUGAGCAAGAUUACAUGCAAUGUUAUUGCCAAUAGGCAAGUUUGAAAGCUAGCUAGCAUUCCUUGAACAUUUACAAGUUAUUUAUUUUAAAUCUUGCAUAAUUGCACCUUUUUACGUACAAAAUAUGCAUAAACGUUACCAUGAAUUUUGGAUUUUUAUCUUUGGCAUUAAAUGUACCUGUGUAAACACUUUAUAAUAGCAUAACCCUAAUGUAUAUGUGUAAACACUUUAUAAUAGCAUAACCCUAUGUCAACAGUUGCCUAACGUUUCUUGUUGGUGAACCAGUCAGAACAUUAAAAAAAUUGCUACUUAAAA
Carcharodon carcharias (great white shark) is the source of this 3985-nucleotide messenger RNA. It is a transcript of the gene spdl1, whose product is annotated as spindle apparatus coiled-coil protein 1. The transcript is spliced from 12 exons. Lineage: Eukaryota; Metazoa; Chordata; Chondrichthyes; Lamniformes; Lamnidae. The record is from RefSeq and is a predicted model, not a curated record. Gene Ontology annotation, cellular component: outer kinetochore; spindle pole. Gene Ontology annotation, biological process: establishment of mitotic spindle orientation; protein localization to kinetochore; mitotic metaphase chromosome alignment. Gene Ontology annotation, molecular function: kinetochore binding. The coding region runs from base 125 to 1855 and encodes 576 amino acids.